UUUCUUUCUUUAUUUCUUCCUUCACUAUCACUGUCUAUUUUCUUCUGUUCAGAUCUCUCUCUCUUGUCUUUUUCUUUUUCCAUAUAAAAGAAACAAGACCAAACAAUUUUUUUCCCAAAAUCGCUACAACUUUAUCAACUGUACACAUGUCUGUUGUUCGUAGGAGUGUGUUGAACCCGCAUGCACCCGAAUAUAUCCCUAUUGCCACUCCGCCACCGCCUGUGCUGCUUCCUCCACCUCCUACUGUAGAUUUGCUGCCUCGGGAGAAUGUGCGACCACCAUCGGUGACACGUCCGGGUCCGAAUAUCCCUCCUAGGUUGAGAAAUGAUUAUAUCGCUAGACGAGGAGGAGGAGGAGGGCAAGGCUUUUCUCGAUCGAGUAAAGGAAAAAGAGGUGGGUUUGGAAGAGGAAAUUGUUCAAGUGAGGGACGUUUAGUUUGGCGGAGAACAGUGGAAAAUGAUCAGAGACAAGGUGUUUUUUAUGACAAGUGGUCGAGAAACGAUGGGCUGAAGAAACACGAUGUGAUACCUAUAAGUUGGACACAUAAAAACAGUACUACUGUCAUGAUCAAGAAUGUCCCAUAUCACUACAACCGUGAAAUGUUGAUGAAAUUUCUUGACCAGCACUGCUUACUGGAGAAUCAAAAGGCGAAAGAUUCAAAUGGAGAAAAUACUGUCUUCGCAUAUGAUUUCUUGUAUUUGCCUAUGGAUUUCAAAAAAGAGAGAAGCAAAGGCUAUGCAUUUGUGAAUUUCACCGAUCACAGAACAGUGUGGAAUUUUUUUUGCGUUUUUAAUGACAAACUAAACGUGUUUCCGGGGUCAGCAAGGAGUGUUAAGAUUGUCAAUGCGAAGAUCCAGGGAAAAGAAGCUUUAGUGAACCGAUUCAAGCAAACAAGAUUUGAUUGUGAAUCAGAAGGAUUUCUGCCAGUUUGGUUUAGUCCUCCAAGAGAUGGUUAUGGGAAAUCGGUGCAAAUGAUUACUGUGGGGCAAUACAAAGUCACCCCAUCUUGUUCAUAUUUACUCAAGAAACCCCAACUUUAG
Messenger RNA from Solanum dulcamara, 1040 nucleotides. RefSeq names its product protein terminal ear1 homolog. Gene Ontology annotation, molecular function: nucleic acid binding. The coding region runs from base 147 to 1040 and encodes 297 amino acids. The transcript is spliced from 4 exons. The record is from RefSeq and is a predicted model, not a curated record. NCBI's taxonomy places the organism in Eukaryota, Viridiplantae, Streptophyta, Magnoliopsida, Solanales, Solanaceae.